Molecule: messenger RNA, 25616 nt
Organism: Podarcis lilfordi (Lilford's wall lizard)
Lineage: Eukaryota; Metazoa; Chordata; Lepidosauria; Squamata; Lacertidae
Source: the annotation of a GenBank genome assembly
CCCCACGUGACUGGAAGAUGCUCGCAGCAGGAGCGUUUAAAAAAAAGAGAGAGGCCCGCCUCCUCCUCUUCCCUCUCCCUCCCCGCCCGGAGGAUCGGCAAGGGCGGGGCCAAACCCGGAAGAGGCAGGACCAGAGCCAGUUUUUGGAGAGGCAGAAGAAAUAAGAAGAGGAGGGGGAGCGAGGGGAGGAGGAGCUGCAGCCUCAAGCCGGCGCUGGAAACAACUAACUAAGGUGGUUUAAUUCUCACCCCCCUUCUCCAAGUGUAGCUGGGACCAGAAGUCCAGGUGUAUAAUUAUCUGUCCCCGCAUAUGUGACCGGGACCCAGGCGUUCGGGUAUCUACUUUUCUUCCUCCCCCCCUACAUCUGUGGCUAGAACCCAGGCGUCCGGGUGUCUAAUUAUCCGCGCCUCCUCUUUCGUUUUGGUUGGGACACAGGGGUCCAGGGGUCUAAUUAUCUCCCCACCCACCUAGUUGUGUGUAAGUAGCUUUCUGACCUCCUUUACCCACUUCGGCUGCUGUGUUUGGAACCCAGGUCCCCUUCCUUACACACGCACACCUGCUUUCGAAUGAAACCUCGGGGUGCAUGGCUUACUUCUCCUCAACCUGUCGUCCGUCAAAUAUUUAGGCAGUGGGAACUCUCCCCUCCCCCUCCUCCCCGCAAAAAACAAUAUGGGAUGCAAUUCAGAAGUGCAGAAACUUGCCUUAAUCCCCUUGUUUCUGGUGCAUAUUUAAAUCAAUACCCCCUCCCCACAUACAAAAUGCCUUCUUUUUCACUAUCGGUUUUAUUGGCUGGGAAGUGCUAGAAGGUCUUGCCUUUGCUACCCUAAGCUGUGACCUGGUGUGUUAAGUAUCUUUUUUAAAAAACAAGAAGAUGAUUUAGCUAGAAUUGAAACUGGGCUAAUUUUUUGCCUGGAGUAAACCCAUUGAAAUCCAUGUGCUUAACUUGGUCAUGUGCACUCAUUUCGGUGUGGCUACUCUGAGUAGGACUAAUAUUGGAUGGGACCAGAUGUUGGGUGUUGGUGUGUGAUAUAGUGUGCACCUAGUUGGGAAAAGCGCGCACCUUGGGUGGUUUCAAAAGAGGGUUAUCAGGGCUAUCGCAAUGUUCAUGUGCUGCCUCCACUGUCUUCAAAUACCAGUUGCUGGGAGUCGCUGUUGAACUCGGGUCCUGCCUGCAAGCUUCCCACUGGGGCACCUGGUUGGCUGCUGUGAGUAGAAGAUGCCGGACUAGUUGGGCUUUUGGCUUGAUUCAGCAGGGUUCCUCUUCUGUUCUUUUGCUUAUCAAAAUACCUUAAUUGGAGCUUAGUCUGUAUAGCUGAAACUCUGGAACUGGGAGAGAUACCGGUAUAUCUAUCUAGUAACUAGAUAGAUAGGAGCAGAAUGAAGUGGAUCAGUGAGGGUUUCUGAUUCUCAGUAGUUUAAUAGCAAGUUUUAUGUAUAUCUGAACCUUGGUGUUCCCCAAAUAUUAAUGGGACUUUAUAUACUUGAGUGCUGUGACAAAGCUGCUGUUUAAAACCCCCGGUAUAGAAAUUAUCUGUCACUACUGGCCUCUGUUUAUCUUUCAACCUCCACGUUCCUUACUUGUAUAAAUGUGAGUACUGCAAUAAUUACCGUAGUUGUCUUUGAUAAAGUCUUUCUGAUCUUUUUUGUGCUACUGGUAUCUUCAGAGAUCUGGAUUAUUUAGGGAAAGACUUGUUUGUUAAAAAAAAAUUUAGCGUGUGAUCUUGACUGUGCAAUGAAUGUUUCAUAUCUAUAGGGAGGCUAUAAUUAUAGUGUGCGUGCUGGCUUCCUGAUUAGGAUUUCUAUAUUCUAUUAGGAAAUGUGCCCUGUAACCUGCUAAGGACUGCGUUCUGGUUGUACUUGUAUAUUGGUGAUUUCUUCACCAUUCCUGGGUGUUGCUUUGACUAUAAUUUGGAAGAACAGCAGGUAGAAAAAUAAAUUUGAUUGUGGCUGGCUGGCUGCGUUUUAAAGUUUUGUGUUGGAAUCCUUGGUCCAGAAUAACGUAAAUAUAAUUUGUUUCUGAAUAUGCUGGUUAUCCCAAUGGUGUUGCUUACUGGGGUGCAGUAGCUAACGACCUCAAGCUCCAGAACCAGCACUUUAUAUCCAGUUCUUACUCAACUCUCCAAGCAGCUAUUUGCACCUGACUCUAUUUGAUAGAUCAAAGAGUAGCAGUAAGGGAAAUAAGUAGCUCAUAGAAGCUGAAAGUUUGGGCUUUACUGCCUUAGAAGCUUGCCCUUUUUUCUUUAGCCACCUCCUUCUCUUUAAGUUCUGUAAACACUGGUUCUGUUCUGCAUUGAGGUCUAGUUCUCACUGAAAUGUCGGCUUGUGUCUGAGCUGUCGCUCUUCAUCCUGCAGUAGGCAGCUUCCUUUUGAAUGUAUAUCCCUGCAUGUAGAAAGUUAUCAUGUUAAGGAAAUAGUUUUACCUCAGCUUUCUAGUUUUCUGUGUGCAGGGAUAUUUUACUUUUGGGAAGAGUAUGGGCCUUUUUCUUUGCAUGCGGUUGGGGGUAGUCUGAAGUCGUGCAACCCUGAUAUAUACCGUAUUUUUCGCUCUAUAAGACGCACCUAGUUUUUGGAGGAGGAAAACAAGAAAAAAAAUAAUCUGAAUCUCAGAAGCCAGAACAGCAAGAGGGAUCGCUGUGCAGUGAAAGCAGCAAUUCCUCUUGCUGUUCUGGCUUCUGGGAUAGCGGCGCAGCCUGCAUUCGCUCCAUAAGACGCACACACAUUUCCCCUUACUUUUUAGGAGGGAAAAAGUGAGUCUUAUUGAGCAAAAAAUACGGUAAUUUUUGAAGAAUUAGGUCAGGACAUGGAAAGCAUUGAAACAGAAUUGUAGAGUUGGACCGGACUACAAGGCCCAUCUAUCCAACCCACUGCAAUACAAUGGUACCUCGGGUUACAAACUUAAUUCAUUCCUGAAGUCCGUUCUUAACCCGAAACGUUCUUAACCCGAGGCACCCAUUCCCUACAUAGGCCUCCCGCGGCCCCGGAAGCGGAUUACGUUCAUAUCCCGGGGCAAAGUUCGCAACCCGGAGCACCUACUUCUGGGUUUGCGGAGUUUGUAACCCAAAGCGUUCAUAAGUAUGACGGUUCGUAACCCGAGGUACCGCUGUACAGGAAUCUUUUGCCCAAUGUGGGGCUUGAACCCACGACCCUGAAAUGCUCUACCCACUACCAAAUGCCUCAUGCUCUACCAAAUGAGCUGGCGGUUCCCUCACUGUGAGAAGUGAAGUUACAGAGAAGCAGGCAGAGGGCCUUCUCAGUAGUUGCACCCUUCCAUCUUAUGUCAAACAAAAAAACAACUAUAUGACUUUUAGGGAAGUUUUUAAUAUUUGAUGUUUUAUUAUGCUUUUAUAUGUGCUGGAAGCUGCCCAGGGUGGCUGGGGAAACCCAGCCAGAUGGGCAGGGUAUAAAUAAUAAACAUUAUUAUUAUUUGCAAUAAAUCUCUGCUAUGCAGUGAUGAAGGUAAGUGGUGGGCAAGGGAUCAGAGAUGCUGGUGUCCAUUGUGAUUAUUGCUGUGACCUGCAAUUGAAAAACAAGACACGUUUAUGAAAUAAUAAUUAGUCCAGAGGAGGAAUUCAGGUGUUCCAAUUCCUACAUCCCAUCCCUUUUCCCUGUUUGCUGUCUACGCCUUUGGUCUCUCCCAGAAGUUUGAUACUCCUUGCUUGACCUUCUACAUUUCCUCUGGAUCCUCUAACUCUCUCCAUCAACAGGCUCCUUCCCUCUUCUGUUCACGCUUCUUUAAAAUUCACCCCAAUUCUGUUCCCCGCAAAAUCUGGUUUCUCUGUGCUGAGAUUUUCUCUGACCUUGGAUUUGUCAUCUUUAUUUCCCCUUUCUCCAGGCACCUUCCCGCCCAUGAUGGCGCUGAGCCUGCCGAGUUCCUGAUUCCCACGAGGACGGUGUGCUGUGUUAGGCAGCCCCACCAUCCGCCAUGUGCUGGAGUCACUGACCCCCAGGCCGCCCCGUCUUUCUCAUGGAUAUAAAGAGCCUGCAGAAAGCCAAGCGACGCAAACAGGGCAGCAUGCGAAGCAGGAGCCAGAAUCUAUUCCCUGAGUAGGAGGCCUGGUUGCCAUCCAGCUGGGAACAAGGGGAAACUUUUUACUAUUAUUAUUUUUACUAGCCGCCUCAUUGCCUGAGGAUCUGCUGUUACAUUCCUGGUUUUUCUCCCAGUUGCCGUUGAAGGCAUCGAAGCUGCUCCGUGCAUUGACUCCUGCCGGUUUGACGACUUCGUUCCGCUGGAUCCCUCUCUGUUGCCUUCUCCUCCCGGCGCCAUGGCGGGCAGCACCGGACCCUUCCUGCCAUGGGCGCAGGAAGUGGCGAUGCUGUUGAUGCUCCGUGUGCGCCGGACCGUCCUGCAGACGGCCAUUUUGCUCUGCGUCUUGUUGCUUCUCCUCUGGAUCUCAGUCUUCCUCUAUGGCAGCUUCUACUACUCCUAUAUGCCUACGGUCAGCUACGUCAGCCCCGUCCACUACAAGUUCAGGUCAGUUUUGAGUUGGUUUCCGUGUAGUGGUUAAGAGCUGUGGACUCAUAAUCUGGUGAACUGGGUUCGCUUCCCUGCUCCUCCACAUGCAGCUGCUGGGUGACCUUGGGCUAGUCACACUUCUCUGAAGUCUCUCAGCCCCACUCACCUCACAGAGUGUUUGUUGUGGGGGAGGAAGGGAAAGGAGAAUGUUAGCCGCUUUGAGACUCCUUCGGGUAGUGAUAAAGCGGGAUAUCAAAUCCAAAUCUUCUUCUUCUUCUUCCAUUGCAGUCCUCUUUUGGGCCCUCCACCAAGUUAGGUGGGGUGGGGGUCUUUUCUGUGGUGGCACCUCGGCUCCAGAACAGCCUUCCUGAGAAGCUCCUCCUGCCACCAUCGCUGGUGUCUUUCAAGUGCCAGGCUACAACUGUCUUAGUUUACCUGAGCUUUUUAACUAAGUGUAACUUUUAUGCAAGGCGUUGUUUACCAGGUGGAAGAAAUCAUAAAAAUAGACAUUUAGCUGACCCUUUAAAAUUCAUGCAAGGGUAAACAAGUUGGCUCUGAAGUGAGGUCCAGCACCAAGAGCCUUCUGGCGGUUCCCUCACUGCGAGAAGCCAAGUUACAGGGAACCAGGCAGAGGGCCUUCUCAGUAGUGGCGCCCGCCCUGUGGAACGCCCUCCCACCAGAUGUCAAAGAGAACAACAACUACCAAACUUUUAGAAGACAUCUGAAGGCAGCCCUGUUUAGGGAAGCUUUUAAUGUUUGAUGUAUUUUAAUAUUUGGCUGGAAGCCGCCCAGAGUGGCUGGGGAAGCCCAGCCAGAUGGGUGGGGUAUAAAUAAUAUAUUAUUAUUAUAUAUUUAUUUAUAAGCCGCUGCUGUUGGAUGAUGUGCACACAAUAUGUCAUAGCAGUAGACUUGCUCUAGUGCAAUGGUUUUCAAUCAGGGUGCCGUGGCACCUUGGGGUGCCUUGAAUGGUGGUCAGGUGUGCCAGGGGCAGCACUGGCCUCUGUCCCUCUUUCCUUCCCUCCCUCCCUCUGAUGCUCUCUCACAUCUCUACCUCCAGAGGCUUGUUCAGCUGUUUGUUGCAGCAGCCCUGGCUACAAGCUCCGCAGGCGAAUGGUGCCUCUGGGGCCGGCUGAGGGGUGUUGGUUACCGGGAGGUCAGUGGCCUCGGAGUAAGUAAGCGAGUGGGCAAGGAUUCCUGAGGAGAGGGGAGAGGGGAGAGGAGGUUGAGGGAACCCUCCACAAGGGAGGGUGUCCACAGAAAGGGUGAGGGCUCAUGGCUCAGCAGGCAAGGGUCAACAUAACUGAGCUCCUGAGACUCGGGGCGCAUUUCCCCAAAGGAGAGCCACAGAAAGAAUAUACAGUGGUACCUCGGGUUACAUACGCUUCAGGUUACAGACUCCGUUAACCCAGAAAUAGUGCUGCAGGUUAAGAACUUUGCUUCAGGAUGAGAACAGAAAUCGGGCUCCGGUGGCGCGGCAGCAGCAGGAGGCCCCAUUAGCUAAAGUGGUGCUUCAGGCUAAGAACAGUUUCAGGUUAAGAACAGACCUCCACAACGAAUUAAGUACUUAACCUGAGGUACCACUGUACAUGGUCAAGGGAGCCAUGGACUCAAAAAGGUUGAAAACCUCUGCUCUAGUAUAUCAGUUUCCAGAAGAGUAGCUCUAUUCGUCUUUGCUGCAAAAGACUAAAGGCAAAUCUUAGGAACACAGGAAGAUGGGCUCAUUUGAGGCAAGGUUGAAGAACGCUGGUUUGCUUCAUCAGAUGAUGGUGCUACUUCCUCCCAAACUUUUUGGCAUCAGUGUUGCUGGGGUUGGUUUUUCUCCUCCUCCCUUUGAUCUUAUACACACACCCCCCCCGAAUUUUUUAUCUUGCUUUUGGUGUGUGUGUGUGUGUAUUUGCUUGCCCUGCGAGGAAGCCACCCACCGUUCUACCGCAAGGUGCUGUUUUGGGUGUGGACCUGCCCUUCUGCUCCAUCUCUGCCCCAGGUGCUCCAGUCACACCUGAGGCAGUGGCACAGCCAAAAGCAGAGGCUGAGCUAGGAGGCUGAGUCGACUCGGUGACUCAUGGUGAGGCACAGCAACAGGCUUUUCUGUGGCUGGGAACUAAUUCUCUCAGCAAACAGUUCGGUUUUCAAACUAUCCUCCCCAUCUCGGCCUGCAAGCUUAUAUGGGUGCAGAGAUUGGGGAUCGCAGGAGUCAAGAUCUGGAUGGGGGAGGGAGAGAGCAGUUCAUAAGAAGUUGCCUUGCACCAUGUCAAACCAUUGGUUCACCUAGACUCUGGCUGGCAGCAGCACUCCAGGAUUUUAGACAGGAAGUCUUUUCCUCAGCCGUACCUGAGACCUUCUGCAUGCAAAGCCGGUGCUUUACUGCUGAGCUGCAACCCUUUCACUAAACACACCUUGAGGGGCCCCAGUUCUCAGGUGGUUUACCAUUGCCUGGGGUUGUGUAUCUCCCAAAUUCAGUGGGGGGACGGGACUUCUGUAACUGUGGCUUAGCACAAAAAAGAAGCCCCGAACAAAAAAAGCUAGGAUAUCUGGGCAAAAAAGUAGGCCAGCAGCUUUUUGCCUUGAUACGCUAUUUCGUUGUUGCAGGGAUUUUGUUCAGUGUGAAGUAGCAGAACCCAGGCACAGAUUUAGGCCCCUGGUGACAAUGAAGCCAAGAGUCCGGCUGAGGUGAAGGCAAGGGCCUUAGCUCAUCAACAGAGCGUCUCCUUUGUGUGCAGAAGGUCCCGGGUUCAAGCCCGGCAUCUACCAGCGGGGCUUGGAAUGCCCCCUGCCCCGCCUGAAACAUUGGAGAGCUGCUGCCAGUCAGUGUAGACAGCACUGAGGUAAAUGGACCUGACUUGGUCUGACUUGGUAUAAUAUAGCUUCUAUGUGGGGUGUCCCUACGAGAAAAAGUUCCAAAGCUUUUGCAGCUUUUUAGCUCAGAAAAAUGUAAGAAGGGGAAGGUCAAAAAAAUGAUGUUUGAAAAACUGGACAGACAUGCUUUUUUGCUCUCCCUCCACCUUGGAUAUUAGAACUCUUAUGUUGUUGCUUUCUGUUUUGAAUUUCUUCCCACAAGUCAUACCAAAACAAUUUACAGUAUAGUAUCAUACAUAAACCAGUUACAUACAUAAAGGUAAAGGGACCCCUGACCAUUAGGUCCAGUCGUGGCCGACUCUGGGGUUGCAGCGCUCAUCUCGCUUUAUUGGCCGAUGGAGCCAGCGUACAGCUUCCGGGUCAUGUGGCCAGCAUGUGGCGAACCAGAGCAGUGCACGGAAACUCCGUUUACCUUCCCGCCAGAGCGGUACCUAUUUAUCUACUUGCACUGGCGUGCUUUUGAACUGCUAGGUUGGCAGGAGCAGGGACUGAGCAACGGGAGCUCACCCUGUCGCGGGGAUUCGAACCGCCGACCUUCUGAUCGGCAAAUCCUAGGCUCUGUGGUUUAACCCACAGCGCCACCUGCGUCCCUAGUUACAUACAUAAACAGCAGUUGAUUGCAGAUAUAUAAAAAAACAAUUAAAAAUAAAUAUAAACGUGAUACAGCACAUACAUAAAAUCAUUUCAGAUCAGAGACAGAUUCCAACUGUUGCCCCAUCUACUCAGUUGGCAGGAGAUUAAGGGGCUGACCAAAGGAAGUACUAACUCCACACAUUGUGUAUAUAUAUUUGUGGAAUUUGCUGCAUCAGGAUUCCUGGGGUGGCCUCUCGCUUAGACAGCUUUGAAAAGGGAUUAGGGGGAAAAAUGAAUGGGGUUGGGGGGUGAGGAGAGUUCUGUUAAGGGCCAGCAGUUGUGGUCCCUAAGUGGAUCUUCCAUGUCAGGAGCAAAAUUCCUCCGAGUAGCAGUUGCCAGAGAGCAGCCGUGAGAGAGGGCUGUUAGCUUUCUUCCCUCCCAGAGACGCUGUUGCUGUUUUGAUUAUUAACAUUAACUUUACCACCCGCUCUUCACCCCCAGGUCCCAAAGUGGGCUACAACAAUUUAAAAUCCGUAAGUAAAAAUAAAAAAAACACUACAUUCACAAAAACAGGGCGAGGCCUGGAAACAGACAUCCCAGGUGUCAAAGGCCCAGGGCAAAGAGCUGCGUCUUCAGCAUUCGCCAAAAGCUGUACAGGGAAGAAGCCAGGCGCACCUCUGUUGGAAGGGAAUGCCGCAACUUAGGGGCUGCCACAGAGAAGGCCCUGUCCCAGGCGACCCAAACUUCUUAGGGAGGUGGAAUUAUCAGAAGGGCCUAGUCUGCCGAUCUUAACACCCAGGAGAAUCUGUAGGGAAGGAGGCUGUCUCUCAGAUACUUGGGGCCAAAGUCAUGCAGGGCUGUUUAAACACUAGCAUGAGCACCUAGAUCCGGAAAUUGACUGGGGGCUAGUGUUGCUGUUUUAGAACAGGGGUUAUAGCUAAAGGAGCUCCAUCCAGAAACCUGGUCUUCGUUUGGCAGGUCUCUCAAGUUCUGAAUGUGACCUUGUUCGGGAUCUUUUGUCUCUCCCCCCCAGGACUGACUGUGGCCAAAUUGGAUCAGAACUGUGCUCUUUUCCAGUUGCCAACGUUUCUUUCAUCAAGGACAGCCGGGACCGGGUAAGUUUCUGGCUUCACUGGCCAUUGAUGUGUUUGGCACUAAGGCUGACAUGACAGGUUCAUCCGCUGUUGUCUUGAAUCAAACAGUGGAGAUGUGGUCAAGGGAGUUGUGAAGAGCUCAAGCAACAUUUCCCCCCCAUCCCGCAGUCUGGCUAACUUCUUAACUGGAGAUCAGCACCUGAGAAUUGCUGGUUAAAUUGGGAACUUGACAAUUUGAUUUGAUCAGUUAAAUAAUUUCAACAAUUUAUACACUGCUUAAUCCCAGUCAUGACAAUUGCAUAUGGUGCCUUGAGCCCUUUGGAGGGAAGUACAUUUUUUUAAGACUUAUGCGUUCCAUGGUAUAGCAAAAUCCCACAAAUUCCCUUUCCCAGAGCUUGCAAGAAACUGUCUGCUCAGAACCGUUGGUUGGUGAAUAACCCCUGAGCCGGAUAAUGUUUUAACAUUUGUUUAUACUGCUUGCUAUAAUAAAAAAAUCUCAGUCGUUUUCAUUUUAAAAAUAGAAGUAAAAACUGUAAUAUUCAUUGAAGUGUCCUAAAAACUAGAUAAAAAGAGAACAAGGCUAUAUCACAGAUGAGACUGAGCUGUCUACAAAAUGGAGGUGAGACCCUCCUUUUACCAAAAAACUCAUUUCCAAAGCUCUGAAGUGUCUUUCAUCACAGUCCUAAUUAAUUCUUAUUGGGGCACAAGUUCCCUGGGAGCAGAUUCUAAGCUCUGCCAGUGUCCCAGAAGAUGUGCCAGGUUUCUUUUCAGAAGUAAUUUCAUCACCUGCACCCCAGACAAUGGUACUCCUGGAAGGCAUGGGAUAAUUUCUUUCAGCAAACUGUCUCUAGUUUAUAAGUGAACCUUAAUUAUAGCAUGCAGUAGACCUUGGGUGCUUGGGCAGAAAUGCCCAGUUCAGCAUAUUUCGGAAGGGCUUCUAGCUCAGUGGCAGAGCACACACUUAGCUCUCAAAACGUGCCGGGUUCUAGUCCCUGCCGAUUGACAUUAGGCAAAUGCCAUCACUGUCCUCUUUUUGUUUAUUUAUAUUUAAUUUUAUAAUUUUUGUUGAAAAAUGAAAAGUUCAAAAUUACAAGUGUACCGAGUGGACGCAAAAGAAGAAGAAACAAGGAACAGUACCCAUGUGGAAAACAAAAUGGGGGAAAAUCACUGUCCUCUUUUUAGAUGCCGGCUGAAAACUUCCUUCUGUUUCAGUAGGCCUAUCCAGACAUUUAAAUGUCUUAAACAUGUCUUUAUUAUGAACUGUAUUUUUUUAUUAUUAUUAUUAUUAUUAUUAUUAUUAUUAUUAUUAUUACAGAAGAGUUUGCCAUCAUGGGCUCUUCUGUGAGGAAGGCAGGAUAUAUUUAUUUAAUAAGUAAAUAAAAUGGAUUGUGGAUAUAAUGCAAAAGGAUAUAAAUCCAGGUCCAUGGUCCGUGUUCCAGACAAGUUAGGACACUCUUAUUGUUCCCAUUUUACAGAUAAAAAGACUGAGAGAACAGCACCUAGCCAGAAGCCUGAGAUGAGAUCUGGGCCUGGGCCAGAGACUUGUGCUCUUGGCUGCGAUGCUACACCCAUUAUCUGCGGCCUCGCAAUUAAAUCUAUAAAGAAUUAGCGCCCCAUAAAAAUAAGAUUAUACCAGCCCACGGGUGCCUAGCCUAAAAAAGAGAGGAGCGGAUUGAAAUUUUCUCUAAGGCUAUCCUGCCUAGUCAUCGCAAGGAAGCAGAGAAGGUGCAUAGCUCAUUGGCAGACAAUCUGCUUUGCAUGCAAAAGGUCCCCCGUUCAAUCCCUGGCAUCUCCUAGUAGGGCUGAGAUGGGGGCUUCCUGCUCUAAAACCAUGCAGAACUGCUGCCGGUCAGUGUAGACAACACUGCGCUAGAAGGACCAAUGGUCUGACUCGGUCUAAGGCAGCUUUCUAUGUCUGUAUUCCUUUCGAAGGGAAAAGAAGACUGCUGCUGCACUUAAGUUGAGUGCAAAGCCAGCCUUAAUGGUUUUAAGAUGUUAUUUAAUGAAGGACCCUAGAAUUCCACUGAUUAAAUGUGAGGGUGUAAGGGUGUGUCUGUGUGUGUUGAUGUUUCUCUAUCGCCUUCUCUGCCCUCAGGUCCUCAUGUACGGCCAACCGUACCGCAUCUCGCUGGAAUUGGAGCUGCCAGAGUCGCCGGUCAACCAGAACCUGGGGAUGUUCAUGGUGGUCAUUUCGUGUUACACCAAAGGUGGCCAUAUCAUCUCCUCUUCGGCCAGAUCAGUACGUCCAGGGUUUGCGGGGGAACUGCGUGGGUGGAGGGGGAGCGGCUGAGUGGUGGUUUCUCCCCAGUGACCUUUGGCUGGAGUGAUGACAAGAGAACUGGCCUUUUCUGCAGUAUUCCCCCUCCCCGUUAAUGGAACCCCUCUCCCAGGAAGCCUGCCCGGAGCCAGCCUUGCCAUAAUUUCAGCAACGGGCAGGUGUGUUUUUGUUUUCCCAGGCUUUGGGCAGCACCGGUGAUACAUACUUGAGGGUAUAGGUAAAGGUAAAGGUACCCCUGCCCGAACGGGCCAGUCUUGACAGACUCUAGGGUUGUGCGCUCAUCUCACUUAAGAGGCCGGGAGCCAGUGCUGUCUGCAGACACUUCCGGGUCACGUGGCCAGCGUGACGAAGCUGCUCCGGCGAACCGGCACCAGCACACGGAACGCCGUUUACCUUCCCGCUAGAAAGCGGUACCUGUUUAUCUACUUGCACUUAAGGCUGCUUUUGAACUGCUAGGUGUGCAGGAGCUGGGACCGAACAACGGGAGCUCACCCCGCCGCGGGGAUUCGAACCACCGACCAUGCGAUCGGCAAGUCCUAGGCGCUGAGGUUUUACCCACAGCGCCACCCGCGUCCCUUGAGGGUAUAGGGCAGUAUAAAAUUAUUAUUAUUAUUAUAAAUUUAAAGCAUUGCUUUUGUUUUUACUGUUUAUGUACAGAUUUUAUGGUAUUUUUUAGUCUGUUAAUAAUAAUAAUAAUAAUUUUUAUUUAUACCCCGCCCUCCCCAGCCAAGGCCGGGCUCAGGGCGGCUAACAAGCAAUAAUAAAAACAAGUUGAAUGAUUACAACUUAAAAACAAAAUUAAAAUACAACAUUAAAAUAUUGAAACAUUAAAAUAUUAAAAUGCAGCCUCAUCGCAGGAGGAGAAAGGAAAAGAAAAAAGAAAGGGAGGGAGGGAAUCAAAUUGGCUCCAAGCCAAAGGCCAGGCGGAACAACUCUGUCUUACAGGCCCUGCGGAAAGAAAUCAGAUCCUGCAGGGCCCUGGUCUCAUGAGGCAGAGCGUUCCACCAGGCCGGAGCCAGUGUUGAAAAGGCCCUGGCUCUGGUUGAGGCUAAUCUAACCUCCUUAGGCCCGGGACCACUAGGGUGUUGCUAUUUAUGGACCUUGAGGCUCUCCGUGGGGCAUACCAGGUAUCCAUGCGGUCAUGUUACAAUUUGUUGUAAAUUGCUUUGUGCCCUUUUUGGUGCAAAGCAAUGUUCAACUUUAAUAACCCUAAACAUGACACAACCAGCGCUGCAUUUUUGUUUUUAUUUUAGGAACAAACAUACCUGCAUCUAACUAUGUAUGCAAAGAGCUUGGACUGCUGUGUCCAUUCAACCUUAGCUUCUCUCCCCUUCCCCAUGCUGGCUGGGGCUGAUGGGAGUUGUAGUUCAAAACAUCUGGAAAGCUCCAGGUUGUGUUUGUUGGGAGCAAAAUGCUAGACCUGACUGCCUGACCCCUCGCUUCAUGAUUCUUUUUAAAUAUAUAUAUUUUAACUUGAAAAUUUAUAAUAACACAAAGAGAAUAUUCAAGCAAACCAGCAAGGACGAGCCAUGGACAAUAUAAAUUUGACAACAGCAACAAAACAAAAGCCUGCAAGCUGUGUGUGUAUCAACAGUCAAGGAUCAAGUCAAUUGACAAAAGCAUGUUAAAGACCAUACCACCAACCCUCCAGAAAGAAAAACUGAAUAGUAGGUUGCUGAACCGCUCUUGGGCAAGAAUUACUAAAGGGAAUAAAAGGCAGUCAGUCAUCAUAGAAUUUAUCUUUGUUAAACUCGCCCCUUGUUACUUCAGUGUUUCCUUAACUUUCCACACUUUAUCACACCAGCGCUGCAUAUUUUAAUUGACAGCCACUUUACCACAAAAGUGUACAGUUUCUAUUCCAUCAGCCGCCAAAAGAUGAAGGGUCAGUGGUUUAAAUAUUAUAUUGGCUCCUCAAAUCAAUGAGAGUGGAGCCAAUUCUGCCUCUUUCUCACACUUGAUCCUUAAUAAUGUCAGCAAUUCAGUUACAGUGGUACCUCAGGUUAAGUACUUAAUUCGUUCCGGAGGUCCGUUCUUAACCUGAAACUGUUCUUAACCUGAAACACCACUUUAGCUAAUGGGGCCUCCUGCUGCUGCCACGCCGCCGGAGCCUGAUUUCUGUUCUCAUCCUGAAGCAAAGUUCUUAACCUGAAGCACUAUUUCUGGGUUAGCGGAGUCUGUAAGCUGAAGCUUUUGUAACCUGAGGUACCACUGUAUUCUAUUUCAAUGUUAAUAUUAUAUUAAGUAAUGGAAACAAAGCAGCCAAGGUACCACCCUUGAAAAGCCGUCCAGUGAACCUGAUUUACUGGAGCAGCUGGAGAAGGGCUUCUGAAGAUGAGGGAAUAGCACAAUUCAAAGCACAUUUCCGUUGUAUUGGUGAUGGAUCCAGGCCAUCUUCUCACAUACGAACCUCUCCAAAUGUAAGAUCUUUGGAGGGGGCAGGGGGGGGCUGUAAUCUUUAUAGAAAACAACAGCCGAUUGCACAGCACAUGGUCAAUAGCCAAAGUGAAAGGAAAGCUUAUUGAUUCGUUCUCUGUCUCUGCCUGUUUUGUCUCCCAAGAGGCUUCCCCAUCCCUUGGGCCUGUAGUCCCAAGUGCAGAGCUUACACUGCUUGGUUGGCUAUCAUCCAAAAAGCUUUCUUUUCACUUUUGGAACACACUAUCUACAGCUUUUAAGGCAAGAUGGGUAGAUUUUAUGAGGGGCAACAGCUAAGGCUAGAUUAAAAUAUUGCGCCAUGUUGCAAGCAGCCACGCUCAACAACUUUUUUCCCCCACCACUUAAGUCUUGGAAUGUGAAAUAGACUGUGAUGCAGAGGAACCUAUGAAUAUCAUUGGCUAGAUGAGCGCUGGGGACACUGUGGCCUUGCAGAUGUUGUUGGACUCCAGCGCCCAUCACCUCUGUCCAUCGGUCAUGCUGGCUGGGGCUGAUGGGAACUGAAGUCCUGCAGUACUAUUGAACUACAACUCCCACCAUCCCUGAUGGGAGCUGGAAUCCAAUAUCUGGUGGGGCACAAAGUCCCCACUUCUGUACUAAAUAAAAUAAGGUUGCUUGACUUACAUUUUGGGAACAGAGAUUGGAAAUGAGCGUUCUGUAGUGUGGGCAGGUGUCCAUGCGGUCAUUUUUUUAUUUUUAUUUUACCAUUGAACUAUUCCUAGGCUUGGAAGAAGCUGCCAUACCAGGUGGGAUACAAAACCUUUAUAAAAAUCCACCCUGCACCCAUCGUGGUGCACCUCCAGCGCAUUAGCUUUUUUAAAAUAAGAAAAAGAUAGUUGGCAACCUCAGGGGUGUUUAAGGUAAAGGUAAAGGGACCCCUGACCAUUAGGUCCAGUCGCGGACGACUCUGGGGUUGCGGCGCUCAUCUCGCUUUGUAGACUGAGGGAGCCGGUGUUUGUCCGCAGAUAGCUUCCGGGUCAUGUGGCCUGCAUGACUAAUCCACUUCUGGGGAACCAGAGCAGCACAUGGAAACGCCGUUUACCUUCCCACCGGAGCGGUACCUAUUUAUCUACUUGCACUUUGACGUGCUUUCGAACUGCUAGGUUGGCAAGAGCAGGGACCGAGCAACGGGAGCUCACCCCGUCGCGGGGAUUUGAACCGCUGACCUUCUGAUCAGCAAGCCCUAGGCUCUGUGCACCACAGCGCACCCUCUUAAAUGUUGCCCUCUUGUGGGAUACUCCAUUCCAUUCCUCUCCCAACAGCCGGUCAGCAUUCUGUGGCCAUUCUCACUCUUCACUGGGCUGUUUUGGGGGAACUCCCUCCAGUCCCCUCUAAUUUUUCUUUUGCUUUGCACUCCCUUAACGGUGACCCAGUGACCAAGCCUGCGCUCUCCCUCUCUCCUGACUAGGCAAUGCUACACUACCGCUCGAGCCUGCUGCAAAUGCUGGACACCUUUGCCUUUGCCAGCUUGUUCUUGGCUGGUUUCACAGAACAGAAGCAGAUGCUGGACGUGGAGCUGUACUCAGACUACAAGGAAGACUCGGUGAGGGGAUGGCAUUGGUCUUCUCCUUGAUUUCCUGCUUCCUCUAGGGAAGACUGUCACUUCCUGUUUCCCAUCUCCUGGCCAGUCCUUCAUACCUGACAAUAUUUUUCUCCCACCACCUGCUGGGGUAGUUUGCCAACCUUUGGUCCCCACCCUGCACUCAGCUCUCACACUGUGGCUCCUACAAGCUGGCAUCCUUGCUCUGGGUUAGUUACCGUAUUUUUCGCUUUAUAGGACGCACUUUUCCCCCUCCAAAAAUUAAGGGGAAAUGUGUGUGCGUCCUAUGGAGCGAAUGCAGGCUCCUUGGCUUCAGUGAUAGCAACGUGAAGCCUCCGAAGCGCAGAGGGAGAGCUCCCCCCGCGCUCCGGAGGCUUUGCGUUGCUUUCGCUGAAGCCUGGAGAGCGAGAGGGGUCAGUGCGCACCAACCCCUCUCGCUCUCCAGGCUUCAGGCAUAGCCACCUGAAGCCUUUGGAGCGCAGCGGGACCUCGCGUUGCGCUCCAAAGGCUUCGGGUUCCUUUCGCUGAAGCCGGGAGAGCAAGACUCUCCUGGCUUCAGCAGAGAGUGAGAGCUGCUUAGCGCCCCUUCAGUGAAGCGGGAGAAGAAAUGGAAGGGGCUCCGUUUCUCCUGCCGCUUCGCUGAAGGGGCGCUGAGCAGAGAGGGGGGGAAAUUUUUUUCCCCUGUUCUCCCCCUCCUAUGGUCCGGUGCGUCCUAUAGAGCGAAAAAUACGGUAGAUCUCACACGAUCUUGUGGAAUAAUCUGACUUCCUGUGAGAAUUUGCUAGUGCAUCCCCACAAGUUAAUUGCACAAGUUAAAUGCAUAUAAGACCUUCCUUGGGGAGGGAGGGAUGAUCUCUUUGCAUUUUGGGUAGGCACAGGUCUUUGCUGUUACACUGACACACAAAAGAUGAAUCUGUGACCUUGGCUUCUCUUUCUGCUUGUAGUACACACCAACAGUCGGUGCCGUGAUUGAAAUCCAGACCACAAAGAUCCAGAUUUAUGGCGCUCAGCUGCGCAUUCAUGCCCAUUUCACUGGACUGCGGUGAGGACUGUUGUUUAUUAUCUAUAUUAGCGUUUUGUAGAUUUCUUCAACAUGUAAAAAUACAAUGGACUUGAAGUAGAAGUCAUUCACAGUUCUACUGCAAGGCAAAGGUGAUUCACAGUUCAUUUCACUCGGCAAUUGUGGUAACUCCUUCCUUGAGUAGUAUGGAAAGUUUUGAACUAAUUCAGUGAACUUCAUUAAGCCAAACUAGUUCAUUCUAAGCACGGAGAAAAAAGGACAGGCUUGUUUGGGCCUCUGUCCACAGCACACUCCUGGGAGCAAAUUGCAGAAGGGACAGUUGCAAAAUCAAUUUUUAAAAACCACAGAAAAACUAUUUUUUUUAAAUGUAUUUAUACGUCAGCCUUUUCCCUACUUGGAAUUAAUGGCCAUUUACAGCAUUUAAAAACAACCGUAUAAAAUACAAAGCAAUACAAACAACACUAGAUAAAAAUGAUAAUUAAAAUAUAUCAGAGCACAGGUGGAACCAGCAAUUGAAACCCAGUUUGCCCUGACAGCAGCCCAGUGACUGACACCUGCUUCUUGGUUUCCAAAGGCCUGUGUUGAAUGGGAAGGAUAAAAGAGAGGGAAUCAGUCUAGCCUCUCUUGCGGGGGGAAUUCCACAAUGUGAACAAUGCACCUCUUAACACCUUCCCCUUCCUUUCUGCUCUUGUCUCCCAUAGAUAUCUGCUCUACAACUUCCCGGUGACGUCCGCCAUCUUGGGUGUGGCCAGCAACUUCACCUUCCUGAGCGUCAUCGUCCUCUUCAGCUACUUGCAGUGGAUCUGGGGCAGCGUGUGGCCCAGAGAGUCCUUAUCGAUGCAGGUGAGAGACGGUGCCAAGGAUUGGGGGUGAACUGCAUUUUGUAACUUGUCACGGUCCUGGUUGCUUGGCCCAAAAGGAGACAUGGUUGGAGCAAGCCCACCUCACCUUUUCUUAAGUCAUACAAAUGAACCACUAUUGCCACAUAUUGCUUAAUAUACCAACCUGUACUACUACUACUACUACUACUACUACUACUACUAUUAAUUUAUUACUUAUACCCCGCCCAUCUGGCCGGGCCACCCCAGCCACUCUGGGCAGCUCCCAACAGAAUACAGUUGUACCUCGGUUUACAAACUUAAUCCAUUCUGAAAGUCCGUUCUUAAACUGAAACCAUUCUUAAACUGAGGUGCGCUUUCCCUAAUGAGGCCUCCUGCCGCCGGUGUCCUUCCACCAUUCGGAUUCCGUUCUUAGACUGAGGUAAAGUUUGCAAACUGGGACACUACUUCCGGUUUUGCGGAGUUCGUUAACCGAAUCGUUCGUAAACAGGGCUGUUCUUAAACCGAGGUACCACUGUAUUAAAAACACGAUAAAACAUCAAACAUUAGAAACUUCCCUGAAGUGGUUUAUCUCCUUGACAUCUGAUGGGAGGGCGUUCCACAGGGCGGGUGCCACUACCAAGAAGGCCCUCUGCCUGGCUCCUUGUAACUUCACUUCUCGCGGUGAGGGAACCACCAGAAGAUCCUUGGAGCCGGACCUCAGGCUGAAUGAUGGGAGUAGAGAUUGCUUAAUAUACCAACCUGUACAAAUAUAACCAGCACAGUAUACACUUCCUUCCACCCCUCAGCUGAGUCUCAGUAAAAGAAAUCUAAAACUUGGGAGUGUUCAGUUGCCAACAAAAUUCUGAUUUCCGUCCUGUCUUUUUUCUCUCUUCCCCACCCCAUCCCCGGGUAGUUAUCUGGCCGGGAAAGAUCCGGAAUGCUUCAACAUUCAGAAGACGUCCGCCGACGGAUUGUGGUCCCUAAAGAAGGUACCGUGGAAUUGGGAGUCAAUUUCUUUUAGGUCUGUUUUGGUGGCACCUUCCCAGGUAUGGAGCUUUCCCUUAUCCAGUUGUUGCUGGACUCCCAACUCCAUCCGCCCCAGGCAGAAUGGCCUAAUGGUCAGAGAUCACAGGAGUUGUAGUCCGGCAACAUCUAGAGGCCCCUGCACCGGCUACUCCUGUCUUAGGCCACAUUCACACCAUAUAUUUAAAGCUCUAUGGUAUCACUUUAAAUAGUCAUGGCUUCCCCCAGAGAAUUAUGGGAGCUGCAGUUUAAGGGUGCUGAAAGUUGUUAAGAGAGUUUUGUUUUCCCCACAGAGCAACUAUUCCCCCAGUGGUUCAACCGUCAACCCCUCUUCACAGGGAACUCUGGGAAUUGUAGCUCUGUGAGGGGAAUAGGUGUCUCCUAACAACUCUCAGCACCUUUAACAAACUACAGUUCCCAGAAUUAUUUGGGGGAAGCCACCCACCAGUGUUUAAAGUGAUAUCAUAGUGCUUUGAACGUAUGAGAAUCAUCAGCUGCUGAUGUUUUCACGUUCUUCUGUUUUCUGGUGAAGACUUUUUGUUUUCCCCUCUCUGAAAUUUAUUUUUGCUUUCACACUUCAUUAAACAGAACAAAGCAAACUUCAGCGAGUGCAUUGCAAAUUUCAGAGUACAACGAAUCUUCGUUUCCUUUCAACUAUAUAUAUAUAUAUAUAGCAGCUGAGUCCAGCGUUCCUCACAUUUGGUUUAUUCAUUAGAAUGACACCUCUCUCUCAAAAGAACUUUGGGAUGUUGGCAUUCUAAAAAUCGCCCUUCUUUUCAGUGCCAUUUUAAUAACUCUUUAGCAUCUUGUAUAUUAACAUUUCAGGCUCUUUUUUAUGGCAUUUGGGAUAUGUCUGCCCUUUACAAAGUUGUUUGUUUUUUUUAAAUUAUCUGGGGUUGGGCUGUGGCAUCAUGCCUGCUGUUUGUUUAAAUCUCUGCUCUGGUUCUUGCCUUGUGUUUUUGUUGGAUUUUAGAGAGGGUUUUAGUUUUGUUUUGGCAUAGCAUGGAUUUUGUUUCAAAAUUGUUUUGACUUCCUUAUGUGGGCAUCUGCCCUGAGGACUGCAGGGAAAGUGAUAAAUAAAAGGGGCUAAGUUCUGAGCUUUACCUGAGGGUGCAAGGCUGCAGGGCCCAGGUUAGUAAUGGUUGAAAACCCAUUAUCUCCUCUUAUUAUUAAUUUGUUUAGCAGCAUUUUUUCAAAACAGAAGUCAAAACAGCCACUGGCAUUUCAGGGUAGCGCUCGACAAAGCGUUGGGUUGCAUCCAGCUGACGUUCUACUCAAAAGUAGACCCACUGAAAUGAAUGCGCCCAAAGUUGGCCAUGUCCAUUGAUUUCACUGGGACUGGUCAGAACAGGACUAACACUGGAUAUGACCCACCAUUCCUGGCAAGAUUGAAAUGGUUAGCUGUGAGGCUAUGCGACUGUUUUUCAGGUAAUAAUAAUAAUAAUAAUAAUUUAUUAUUUAUACCCCACCCAUCUGGCUGAGUUUCCCCAGCCACUCUGGGCUGCUUCCAAUCAAGUGUUAAAAACAAUACAGCAUUAAAUAUUAAAAACUUCCCUAAACAGGUACUCUUUUUAAAUGUUUUAAAUGUGUUUUUAUUUCAUUUCUAAUUGUUUCACUACUUUGCUUGCUCACCAGGGUUCCUCUUUGGGAGGAAGGGCAGGAUAGAAGUUUGAGCAAAAGCAGCGGUAACAAUACAACAAAUAAAAUUAUUUUGAACUCUUUUUUUGGUUGCCUUUCUUCUGCAGGCUCUGAGGAAAUAGAGGCUGCCUCACGUCAACCAGAGGAUGUGGGGGCUGAUGAAGAGGAGGACGAAUUGUCAAGAGCAGGUCUGCACUUUUUUUAGAUGCUCUUUCGCCUUUUGGACAAUCCCUUUAAAUAUAUAUACAGUUGCUCUUCUGGAUCAGACCAAAGGGCUAGAUGGAUUAGGAGUUUGUUGCCCACAGUGGCUGGCCAGCUGUCUUGGAGGGGCUAACUUGCUGCUUUCCCCCACUUCCCUUCUAAUGCCCACUGCCUUGAACUCCAAGGUGGUUUUGCUUGGCUGCUGGAAUGUGUCUUUGAACUCUAAUGACGCCUCUCACUUGCCCGGUUGGAAUCUAUACAGUCAUACCUCGGGUUGAAGUUGCUUCAGGUUGAACACUUUCGGGUUGCGCUCCGCGGCGACCCGGAAGUAACGGAAUGCGUUACUUCCGGGUUUUGCCGCUCACGCAUGCGCAGAUGGUCAAAUUGAUGUCACGCACGUGUGCGGAAGCGGCGAAUCGUGACCCGCGCAUGCACAGAUACGGGUUGCGUACGCUUUAGGAUGCGAACGGGGCUCCAGAACGGAUCGUGUUCGUAUGCAGAGGUACCACUGUACAGUCGUAUAUCCAUUUGACUUCCGAAACGUUCGACUUCCAAAGCACGGCUUCUGAUUGGCUGCUGAAAGCUCCUGCAGCCAAUUGGAAGCCCCGUCGGACAUUUGGCUUCCAAAAGAACAUUCAAAAACCGGAGCAAUCGCUUCCAGUUUUCGAUUGUUCAGGAGCCGGAACGUUUGACUCCCAAGGCAUUCGGGAGCCGAGGUACGACUGUACAGGGAACCGGGCCUGUGCAGAGUGGGGGGCAGCUGUACACUUGCUCCGGGCCUUAGAGGGCUAAGCUGGGCAGGGGGGCCUCUAGGGGCCUGCCAGACUUUACGUUGUCAUGCCAAGAAUGCCAUGGGCCUCUCAGCAGACUGGGGACUUCCGUCCCGGGCCUCAGACAAGCUCUGCACAGGCCUGCAGGGAAUGCUGGUGAUUUAAUGGGAUGGAAUGGAGUAAUCGGGAAAGAGGCUAGCUAGAUCCUUGAACAGGAACAUUGCAAUAUUUUUUGUUUCCGGCUCCACUCAUCUAAUUCUCGUUUUCAAACCCGUGUGCUUAUGAUGCUGUACAUGGUCUAAAGGUAGAUAAAAAUGACCUUUUUAAAAAAAGAAAGAAAGAAAGAAAAUAUUUAUUUGAUCAAAAAGAUAUAAUUGAUUAGCAAAUAAAGAUAAAACAAUGUGGUUGUUUGAAAUUAAACACACACAAAGCAAUAAACAAUUAAGGAUACUAGAGGACAAACAAAAUAAUUCCUUUUCAACUAAUGACAACUACUGGUAAUUAUUUUGUUAGGAUAGCAGUGUUCAAAUGCCUCUGGCAAAAUAUGCUAUUACUCAGAAUUUGUUUCAGUUUCAGGUGUGAAUUAUGGUAAGACCUUGAGGACAACAUCUUGAUAUUUAUUUUUUUAAAACAUGUUAUUAUUAUUUUUUAAAAGUGCAUGUUACUACACGUCCAGUAUCAAUUAUAACGAUCAUACUUUUUCUCACGGAUUGUGAACGCAACAGUUGACAUCUGCUUAAACCACACUUUCUUCCAAGUAGUUUCACAUACACCCACACCCCCUCCCAAUGCAUGGUGAAAUCUCGCUUAGUAAUUAAUUCAGUAUAUUUAUUAGUGGCAUUAUUUGUAUUCAGGUGCCUCAAAGCAAUUUGCACGCACACAAUGAAAUAACAUUAAAAUCAGAUAAAAACAGCAGCAAACUGUUUAAGAUACUCAUCUGAAAAUAUAUUUUAAAGGGACAAGCCCUACCCACCCCACUGAGUUGGCGAGAUGUGGCUACUCUCUGUUCCCUUCCAUGCAUGAUGUAUGUCAUUAUGACAUUAACGUUCUUCAGAAAUUAACCUCUGGACCAAUUUCUCAACAUAACUUGUAUCUGGAUCUUGUUUUCACCCCAUCUGGACAGGCACUGCGCCAGCUGCCUUAAGAUUUCGUAAUUAUAUACAACAUGAAAUGGCCCUGUCUUUGGUUUUUAUCUUGAACCCACUGAAAAUAAAUUGGGUAAUCUUGUAUUGUAGUGUGUGAAGGGCGAAACCUCCUCUCCUGCAGCCCAUCCCUGGGUCUCUGUUCAAAGUUCAUGGUUUUAAAAGCCUUGGACGUGCCCCUUCACCUGCUGGCAAGUUGCAAGGUCCCAGUUGUGUAAGCUGUCCAUACACACACACGCAGAGUGAGAGUUGUCUUUCUUUGUACCUUCUUCAGCUUUAUGAUAUCCAGAGCCAAAUCUUAAAACCCUUUUUAAAAAUAGGUUUUUGUUAGCUUUUUGCACAAAAUUUGACAUUGUUAAUUUCACUGUCAGUUUAAUAAUUUCUUACGUUUGGACUUCCUGUCCUUACAUCCAUAAUGUCCCUGUUGCGUUCCUUUUAUCUGCUGCCAUAACUGCCAUUUAUUUUCUGUUGUAUGACAACUCAUUUAUUCUAAAUAAUUUUAAAUUUCAAAUUUGAACUAAAUUUUAAAUUCCGGUCUGUUUGCUAUAAUGCAGGGACAGGGAAUCAUUUUUUGUCCCCAGAGCCGCAUUGCCUUCUGGGAGCUACAUGGCAGUGGUGGGAGGGGCAGCAAAUUUAAAUGUUCACCUUUGUGCGGUGGGCUGGUUUCUAUAUGCAUUCAUGCAACCCCCCUCUAUCUCCAUCUGGACAAGCAAGAGGCAUUACUGGAGUUCAAGGACCCGUUCCAGACAGGCAGAAAAUACUGAAGGAGGGUGCGAAGUGAGGCUGGCAAGGCAGGUGGCCUCAGGAUUGUGGCCUGAGGCUCCCCACCUCUUCUGUACAGUGGUACCUCGGGUUAAGGACAAUUCGUUCCGGAGGUCCAUUCUUAACCUGAAACUGUUCUUAACCUGAAGCACCACUUUAGCUGAUGGGGCCUCCCACUGCUGCUUCGCCGCCGUAGCACAAUUUCUGUUCUCCUCCUGAAGCAAAGUUCUUAACCUGAGGUAAUAUUUCUGGGUUAGCGGAGUCUGUAACCUGAAGCUUAGGUAACCUGAAGUGUAUGUAGCCUGAGGUACCACUGUAAUGGGUUGAAUGAGGGCCAAUAAGCCAAGAUUUGAUACUCCGCUCUACAGAAUUCCCUGCGGGUUGUUGGUUCUCAUGUCUAGGCAUGAGGCAAACAACUUACUCUUUUAAAUGAAUUGUGUCACCCUGUUCUUGGAGUCAAAUGGUACAGGUCAGGUUGUAAAUAAUGAUUUUAAAAAUCUAAAGGUGCUGAAAAAGAUGACAAAGGAGGUGACAAAAAAAAUGUCUCUGGGGAAGGGCCAGAACAUUUGUUCUGCUUGCAGAAGAUCCCAGCUUCAAUGCCUGGCAUCUUAGCCAUAGCUCAGCUGGUUACAGCAUGGUCUGAUGACACCGAGGUUAUAAUAAUAAUAAUAAUAAUAAUAAUAAUUUAUUAUUUAUACCCCGCCCAUCUGGCUGGGUUUCCCACAAAACACUAAAAUACAAUAACCUAUUAAACAUUAAAAGCUUCCCUAAACAGGGCUGCCUUCAGAUGUCUUCUAAAAGUUUGGUAGUUAUUUUUCUCCUUGACAUCUGAUGGGAGGGAGUUCCACAGGGCGGGUGCCACUACCGAUAAGACCCUCUGCCUGGUUCCCUGUAACUGGGCUUCUCGCAGCGAGGGAACCGCCAGAAGGCCCUCGGCGCUGGACCUCAGUGUCCGGGCAGAACGAUGGGGGUGGAGACACGGUUUGCGGGUUCGAUCCCCGUCUGGGACAGCUGCGUAUUCCUGCAUUGCAGGCGGUUGGACUAGAUGAUCCUCAGGGUCCCUUCCAACUCUGAUUCUAUGAUCUCCAGACAGGCUGGGAACGACUCCCUUUCUGAAAGCAGCCCUGGGGAGCCCCUGCCAGUCAGUGUAGACGGUGCUGAGCAAGAUGGACCAGUAGACCCACUCUGUGUUGGGCAGGUUUUCUAUGAGGGCGUUCCACGAAUGGGGUAUUCUGCCAUGAUUUCCAUGCCAUCUUAGACACUCCCUCUUUUCAACACACGAUUUCCAGCCUACAGGCCUGGCUUGAUUUUCUUCCUCUUGCUUCUGCAACAGUUGCUGAGAUGCAGGCCCAAAAGAGCAAUCUGGAGAAACCUGAUUCUGGGACAAGGUCCAGUCUGGACAAUGGGAUGAGCGAAGGUAGGUGGCAUGUCCUGGUCCUCACCUGAGUUUCCUCCACCCCCCUCCUGGAUCCAUGUUUUGCAUGCAGUGUAUAACAAUAAACAAGGAGACUGCAGAGCUAAAGGGACACACACAUAUCUACUUAUGCAUGCUUUCUUGGGUGGGGAAGUGUGUAAAUAAACCUCUUAACUGUUGUUAAGGUGGCAUAUAGCCUGCUAUACAAAGGUAAGCAUAGCAUAAGACUCUCCUUCCUUGGAGGUUUUUAAGCAGAGGUUGGAUGGCUUAAGGCAGGGGUCAACAAACUUUUUCAGCAGGGGGCCGGUUCACUGUCCCUCAGACCUUGUGGGGGGCCGGACCAUAUUUUUUGGGGGGAAAUGAACGAAUUCCUAUGUCCCACAAAUAACCCAGAGAUUACAUUUACUCAUGUAAAAACACGCUGAUUCCUGGACCGUCCACAGGCUGGAUUUAGAAGGCGAUUGGGCCGGAGUCUGCAGUAGGGCUGAGCGAUAGCUGGUUUUCAACAUCGUGGUAUAUCACCAGCUAAACAUCGCAAUAUACUGAUACAUCACAAUGUCUGAAAUAAGGAUGGAGCUACAUGGGGGCACUGGCAACUUCACAGUUUUUCUUCCAUUAUGAUUUUUGCCGGUACCUGCUCCUCUGAUUUGCUGCCCCCUGCAGGAGAGAGCUGAGCCUGCAGAGUUAACAUAGGCUGGGUUCACGGUUUUUCACACAUUGUGAUUUUUGCAUAGCAAAUUCACGAUUCACGAUAUAUUGUCAGGUCAAAAAUUAUGAAACCAAUAUAACGAUACGGACUUUCAAACCAGUUUUGUAUAGCGAUAUAUCACCUGGCCCUAGUCUGCAGCAUCUGUUUAAGGUCACAACCGGAAAAUUUCACGGGGGCAGUGGUGCCAGUGGUUCUUUUAUAUUGUCUUGCAGAGCAGUCCUAAGGUGGAAAAGAGUCCUAGAAAUGCUGUUGAUAUUGAUUUCAUUCUAAUCAUGUUGCUUUUAAAAUUAUUCUUAUAUUGUUAUUACUAGUAUUAGUGUUAUUAAUACCAAUAAGAUUAAAAAUUAAUGCUGCGGUGUUACAUUUAGAUUAAGUUAACAGUCAAUAGCUGAAACUGAGCUGUGAGCCCCAAAAGCAUGCCUCCCGCCCUCCUGUUUGAAAUGCCUGGAUAACAGAGGUGUCUCUCCAACAUGUGAAUACUGAUUUAUCUCCCAUUUGCUUAUUCAUUCGCAGAGACGGAAUUUGAGUCUGUGGACAAUUCCACGCUGCUUGCUGAGGCCAACUUCCCAGCCCCUUCCCGGGAGGGGGACCCCUCAAGCCUGCUGCCCCCGGGGGCCAGGACCCUCACGCCAGGCUCAGAGAUCCGGCAGAGAAGUACUUGCUCCAGUUCCUGAAAAGGGGGCGGUCGGGUUUGUUUGCGGCCGGACGAGCCCCUCCUCAGCCUUUUGCACUGCUCCCAAUAGCUUGCACCCACCACAGGCCUUGCUCUCCAAAGGGAGCCUCUGCUCCCAGCUUGUGUUUACAUUCCAGCUCCUUUUUCUCUCCCCCACCCCCUACUCCUCACCCAGAGACACUGUAACUUAAAAUAAAGAUUUACCUGCUAACGAAUUA